Molecule: messenger RNA, 2028 nt
Organism: Callithrix jacchus (white-tufted-ear marmoset)
Lineage: Eukaryota; Metazoa; Chordata; Mammalia; Primates; Cebidae
Gene: LDHAL6B
Product: lactate dehydrogenase A like 6B
Biological process (GO): lactate metabolic process; pyruvate metabolic process
Cellular component (GO): cytoplasm
Molecular function (GO): L-lactate dehydrogenase (NAD+) activity
Source: RefSeq, a predicted model, not a curated record
GCUCAUGCGCACUGGCCGUUGAGGGCUGACGGUGCUGCCAACGGCUCUCCUGGCGUCUCAACGUUUCAGUCCGCAGCUUUUUCCCCAUUCACUCCCUCCACUUCUCGAGUGAACAGCCAUGAGUUGGACCUUGCCUGUGGUGCGGGCCACCCGGAGAGUGAGCUCGGCGGGGAUGGAUUUCCUGUGCCUGGGGAUGGCCCCGUUUCCCCGUCAGGGCACCCGGCUCUUCACCCCCACGAGCAAGAUGGCGACUGUGAAGAGUGAGCUGAUGGAGAGCUUCACUUCCGGGAAGCUCGUUCCUCACAGUAAGGUCUCCAUCAUAGGUGCCGGGUCGGUGGGCAUGGCCUGCGCCAUCAGCAUCUUACUAAAAGGCUUGACUGAUGAACUUGCCCUUGUGGAUCUCAAUGAAGGGAAACUGAAGGGGGAGACCAUGGACCUUCAACACGGCAGCCCUUUCCUGAAAAUGCCAAAUAUUGUCUGUAGCAGAGAUUACCGUGUCACAGCAAACUCCAGCCUAGUGAUUAUCACAGCAGGUGCACGCCAGGUAAAGGGAGAGACGCGCCUUAAUUUAGUCCAGCGAAACGUGGCCAUCUUCAAGUCAAUGAUUUCCAGCAUUGCCCAGUACAGCCCCCUCUGCAAACUGAUUGUUGUUUCCAAUCCAGUGGAUAUCCUGACUUACGUAGCCUGGAGACUGAGCGCAUUUCCCAAAAAUCGUGUUAUUGGAAGCGGCUGUAAUCUGGAUACCGCUCGUUUUCGUUUCUUGAUCGGACAGAAGCUUGGUAUCCACUCUGAGAGCUGCCACGGAUGGAUCCUCGGAGAGCAUGGGGACUCAAGUGUUCCUGUGUGGAGUGGAGUGAACAUUGCUGGCGUCCCUCUGAAGGAUCUGAACCCUGACAUAGGAACUGAUAAAGAUCCUGAGCAAUGGAAAAAUGUCCACAAAGAAGUGAUUGCUAGUGCCUAUGAGAUUAUUAAAAUGAAAGGUUAUACUUCUUGGGCUAUUGGCCUAUCUGUAGCUGAUUUAACGGAAAGUAUUUUGAAGAAUCUCAGGAGAACACAUCCAGUUUCCACCAUAAUUAAGGGCCUCUAUGGAAUAGAUGAAGAAGUGUUCCUCAGUAUUCCUUGUAUCCUGGGAGAGAACGGUAUUACCAACCGAAUAAAGAUAAAGCUGACCCCUGAAGAGGAGGCCCACCUGAAGAAGAGCGCAAAAACACUUUGGGAAAUUCAGAAGGAGCUUAAGCUUUAAAGUUGUCUAAAACUACCAUUCUGACUGGGCGCUGUGGCUCACGCCUGUAAUCCCAGCUCUUAGGGAGGCAGAGGCGGGAGUACAGCUUGAGCCCAGGAGUUCAAGACCUGCCUGGUCAAUAUAGCAAGACCCCGUUCUCCACAAAAAGGAAGAAAACAAAAAGACAAAAAAAAAAAAAAAGAAAAAAGGCAUAAAACUACCAUUCCGAUAUUGUUGAAGAGAUCAUAGAUACAGGCUAUUUUUAUCAAAAUUUUGAAAAAAACUUGAAUUCUUAAAAGAUGGAAAGAGGAAAGUGGGUAGAGUGACUUUCCUAUUUAUUCCGUCCUCCAGCUCUUUUAUUUAGCAUCCAGGUGCUGGACAAUCCUUAUUUACAAUUCCUAAAGAAAGUGUUUCUGGUACCCCUGAUGUAGCAGCACUUGGCUUGUUUUAUAUAUAUGUAGUUGGCAUUUGGUUCCCAAAAGUAGGACAUAGGUGUUUGUGUUUUAGAAAUUCUGCUUCUUUUCAUUAGAUGUAUGUUAGUUCUUUCAUUCUUGCUGGCUUAUACCUACGUUCAUUUAUAUGCUGUAAAAAAAAGUAGUACCCUCCUCUACAACGUAAAAAGUAUGUACAUGAAAAAACACGUAUUAGUACAUACAGUCUUUUGUUUUGCCUCCCUUGAUAGUUGGUAAGUCCUGUUUGUUGAAUGACUAAUACAGCAAGGCAUAUCAUUUGCUUCAUGAGAAAACAGAUCACAGACCCAAAGGCUUAAAACAGACAGACAUUAAAAUGGACAUUGGCCAUACCUU